Galendromus occidentalis (western predatory mite) is the source of this 2064-nucleotide messenger RNA. RefSeq names its product putative sodium-coupled neutral amino acid transporter 7. The coding region runs from base 1 to 1959 and encodes 652 amino acids. The transcript has 8 exons. Gene Ontology annotation, molecular function: L-amino acid transmembrane transporter activity. The record is from RefSeq and is a predicted model, not a curated record. Gene Ontology annotation, cellular component: membrane. NCBI's taxonomy places the organism in Eukaryota, Metazoa, Arthropoda, Arachnida, Mesostigmata, Phytoseiidae. Gene Ontology annotation, biological process: amino acid transmembrane transport.
AUGAACACGCUCCAAGGCAACAGCCACAGCGUUCCGUUGCCGGAGAUGGUUUGGGGAACCUUCUCGCUCAGCAACCUCCUUCCCCGACUCCUAUUCAACAACGUUGCGGUCCUCACACCUCCAACGUCCACGGCAUACGUACUUAAACACGACGGACUCAAUACACUUCCAUGGUCGGACUGUGGACAGCAUCAGCAUCGGUCGCAUCCGUUUGAGCCUCAGCAAGCGCACUUUUCAAGAUCUCGUCUCUCGUUGUGUGGUGACGCCAGUGGUGAGGUCGAUUGUGCGGAGACAGAGCAACUCAGAGAAACGUGCAAGACUCUACUCUGUGAGCCGGGGAUGGCGUCGUCGCGUAACUACUCGAAUUGGGCCCUCCACAACAGUGGCAUGGAGGCGUCACUGAAAUCCGGAUACAUGGCCGAAGAUAGUUGUGAAACUACAACUACUUCGCUAGCCCAACACAUCAGGCAGCGUUCGACGUCGGCGCGCCAGUUCCUGAGUUCGUAUAACUCUUCGAUCGAGUAUACGACUUACCUGAACUGGCAUACGCUCAGCAGCGAUCUCAGCGAGAAAAUUCGCCAAGGCUCCCUCCGGGUUAAUCGCAAUAACGCGGUCGAGUAUGCGACCAUCGACGAGGAAAGAGCUCACGGGGACAAAGUUCCUCUUCUUCGACGAGUGCAAUCAACGAAUGUUCAAGGGAUCUCAUGGGGAGUCGCAGCAUUCCUUUUGGUCAACACAGCGCUCGGAGCUGGUGUUCUCAACUAUCCGUCCGCGUACGACAAAGCCGGCGGCGUAUUGACGGCGACCAUCAUUCAGAUCAUAAUGAUGUUUUCGCUCAGUGUGACAAUGAUGGUACUCGCCUAUUGCUCGGACGUGAAAGGCGAUUGUACAUAUCAUGACGUCCUGAUGACAACCGUCGGCCGGAAGGCUCAACAGUUGGCCGCAGCUUCUAUACUUGUGACCUGUUAUGGCGUUUCCAUAACAUUCCUCAUCAUCAUAGGAGACCAAUAUGACAGACUUUUCUUGUCGUUGUUCGGUGAUGACUUCUGCCAGAAUGUUUUUCUGUCGAGAGAGUUCACAAUCGCCGUAACCUCAACUCUGUUCAUCCUCCCGAUCUGCUAUUUCCAGAGGCUCGACUUCUUGAAAUACGCCAGCUCUCUCGGGAUCUUCGCUAUGCUUUACCCCGUCUUCCUGACCAUCUAUGUUUACUACACCCAGGAUGUCCAGCCUGUUUUCCGAGAGAUCUCUCCUGAUUCGCCGCAAUCCUUCAUGGAGUUCAUCUCUAUUGUGCCCGUGAUCUGCUUCGCUUACCAGACACACGAGGUCUUGCUGCCGAUCUAUGCCAACAUGCGAGAGCGUAACAUCAACUCGCUCGUGAAGACCACCAGUUGCUGCAUGCUCAUGCUUUUUGUCAUCUACUCCGCCAUGGGAACUUACGGAUACCUGACUUUCGGUUCUGGUGUCAAGCCCGAUAUCAUGCAGAUGUUCGACGGACAGCGUCCUGAGGUCUUGAUUGGAAUCGCUGCUCUCAUCAUCAAGAUGAUCACUUCGUACCCCCUGAUUGUGAUUUGCGGACGCGGAGCUUUCGACGGACUCUACGCGGAAAUCUUCAAGAUCCCCACCGAGGAAUUCAUCGCCAACGAGAAACGUCGACGAAUCAUCAUCACCACCUUGUGGUUCGUGACGACCACAACGCUAGCUGUCACGCUUUCGAAUAUUGGCGUCGUCAUCGAGCUUUUGGGCUGCUUGGCCUGCGUCAAUGUUUUUGUGUUUCCCGGACUCUGUCUCGUCGGAAUGUACUGCAAGCGCAGACAUUUCGGUCUUAACUACCCCAACAUGAUGCUCGCCGGCGGAAUAAUUCUCAUUGUGAUGGGAACGGGUCUAUUCCCGCUCGUCCUCUACGAGUCGAUCCGGAAUUGGACCUCGGGUUCUGGACAUCACCUGCUGUGCACACACUGAUCGCCCGAGCUUUUAAAGUUUUGUAUAUUCAAUCGACGGCGUGCGAUCUGUACAUUUCUUCAUCGCUUUCAAAUAAAUAUGUUGCAUAAACCAUGUCGAACGAAA